Molecule: messenger RNA, 2927 nt
Organism: Cyprinus carpio (common carp)
Lineage: Eukaryota; Metazoa; Chordata; Actinopteri; Cypriniformes; Cyprinidae
Product: polyunsaturated fatty acid 5-lipoxygenase-like
Biological process (GO): linoleic acid metabolic process; lipid oxidation
Molecular function (GO): iron ion binding; arachidonate 15-lipoxygenase activity; protein binding
Source: RefSeq, a predicted model, not a curated record
UAAACAAAUGAGGAGGUUAAAAUAUCAGUCCAUAGAGGACUGUGACAGAAAGGGCUAAAGGGGUGAGAGAGGGGGAAGGGAUGGAAAGGAGGUAUGAGGGAGGAGACCAGUAGAGACAUAUUUCAAAGCAAAUAUCUGCCUGAUUCAGUAAGUGAAACUGGAAGGUAAGUGAACAGCCAGUUGAUGUUUAUAAAGGGGUUUGCAACAGGCUGACAUGAAAUAAGGAAACUAGUUGGUUGAGAAAAAAGGACAGUAAGGGGGCGGAAAAAAACCAAGAGAAACAACAGCAAAGAAGGAGCAACACAAAAAGCAGAUUUUCACCACCACACCAUUCUACAAAGAAAAGAUGGAGUACAAAGUGACCGUGGCCACCGGGACCUCCGAAUAUUCAGGAACCAAUAACUAUAUAUACGUGACUCUGGUUGGAGAGAGAGGAGAGAGUGAGAGAACUGUGCUGGACAAUCCAGGCCUAGACUUCCGCAGAGGAGCAGUGGAUGAUUACACAGUUAAAAGCUCUGCUGAUUUGGGUCCACUGAUACUGGUGCGUCUGGAGAAGCAGAAGUACUGGGUGGAGGAUAACUGGUUCUGCCGUUACGUGAAAGUUAGUGUACCUGGACAAAGAUGCAGCUAUACUUUUCCCUGUUACCGUUGGCUAGUGGGAGAUAAAGUGGUGGUAGAGCUGAGAGAAGGCACAGCCAAAAAGAUCAGUGAUGACACUUUGCCACUGGAGAUAUCUCACAGAAAAGCAGAGCUUCAGGAGAGGCAAAAAAUAUACAGAUGGCUUGCAUGGGCCCCAAGCAUCCCAAAAUGCAUUGAUGCCAAGUCAGAGGCUGAUCUCCCCCAGGACGCUCGCUUUGACAACGAGAAGCGCAGUGACUUUGUGGGAUCCCUUCACUAUGCGCUUUUGGAGCUCUCUCUGAAAAAACUGGCAAUCAAGUUCGGGAAGUCCUGGAAUGACCUGGACGACUUCAAAAGGAUCUUCUGGAAGCUAAGAAGCCCUAUAGCUGAAUACACAAUGAACCACUGGAAAGAAGACUGGUUUUUUGGUUACCAGUUCCUCAAUGGCUCAAACCCACGUAUGAUUACCAAAUGCAAAGAGCUGCCCUCAAACUUCCCUGUCACUGGAGACAUGGUGCAGUCUUCUCUGAUACCUACAACCACGCUGAAGGAGGAACUCAAGGAAGGAAAUAUAUUCCUGGUUGAUUAUGCGAUAAUGGAUGGGAUUCCUGCCAAUGUAAUUAGAGACAGGAUACAGCACAUAGCUUCCCCGCUUUGCUUACUGUAUGAGCAUCCUGAGAAAGGUCUUAUUCCCAUCGCCAUACAGCUUGGUCAGAAACCUGAUAAGGACACACCCAUAUUUCUACCUAGCGAUCCUCCUCUGGCCUGGUUGUUGGCUAAGAUGUGGGUUCGUCACUCUGAGUUCCAGGUCUUUCAGUUGUUAUCACAUCUGCUUCGCACACACUUGGUGGUAGAAGUGAUCUGUGUGUCCACACUCCGACAGCUGCCUGCUGUUCACCCUAUAUAUAAGCUCUUAACUCCACACCUGAGGUAUACGCUUGAGAUUAAUUGUCGUGGAAGAACACAGCUCCUCUCAAUGGAUGGCAUCUUCAAAAAGGUGGUAUCAACAGGUGGAGAUGGACUCUUGAUUCUGGCCCAAAGGGAGUAUAAAGUAUUAACCUAUCGCUCCCUCCAGCCCAAAUUUGACUUCUUGGACAGAGGAGUUACUAAACUGAAAGACUAUUUCUACAGGGACCAUUCCAUGAUGCUGUGGAAUGUAAUUCAAAAUUUUGUUUCAGGAAUAGUUUCCCUGUACUACAAGAGUGAUAGUGAAGUUGAACAGGACUCAGAACUUCAGGCGUGGAUUCAUGAUGUGGCUGUGGAGGGCUUUGUGGAUGUGCCUCAUUUUGGCCUAGCCAGUGAGCUGAAGACAAAAGAAGAACUCAUCACACUGUUAAGCGUGGCGAUCUUUACCAGCACAGCACAACAUGCUGCCACCAACAAUGGACAGUUUGAUUGGUGUGCGUGGGUUCCCAAUACACCCUGCACCAUGCGGCACCCUCCACCAACAGACAAGGAUGCUGUCACCAUGGGCAUGAUCAUGGACACCCUCCCUGAUAUUAGCCAGUCCUGUGUGGAGAUGGCCAUCACAUGGCACUUGGGCAGAGCACAGCCGGAUGCGAUUCCAAUGGGCCAGUAUGUGGAACAGUACUUUACUGAGCCUGCUGCUUUGAGGGUGAUUGAUAAAUUCAGAAAGGAGCUGAAAGAACUGGAGGAGCAGAUAAUAGCUCAGAAUGAGGGACUGGAACUGCAGUACCUCUAUCUGUGCCCAAGCCGCGUGGAAAAUAGCAUCACCAUUUAAAGAAAACUUUCAUUCCAAAUUUAUGUAUACGUAUAUGUGGAAUUUUCCUGAGUAGGUCAGCUAAAUCUUAAAGUUAGCACACAUUCAAAUUACACCCAAAGUGCCUUUCCUAGCUAUAGCGGAGACCUAUGCCUUUCUCAGGAAUGAAAGCAGAAAUACUGUGACAUAAUUAUGUAAUUUGUUUAGUUUGUAACACUUUUUAAAGAAUUAAUGCUUUACGUUGGUGUUUUGUUGUUGUUGUUGUUUUACCUUCAAUUUCAUGAACAGUAUUUUUUCUUUCUUUUGAAAAUUGUUAAAAAUAAAAUAAAAUAAAAAAAACUUUGUCAGAGGUCACAAUUUGUUUGAGUUGAGAGCUGAACUGAUUUCUGUGGAUUUUUACUCACUGCUGUAUUGUUUAAUACAUGUUAUCAGCCUUAAAAUAUGCACUUCAAAUGUGCUGCAUAUAUAGCCCAUUCUUCUUCCAGAUGAGGACAAUGAAACAUGCAUUACUACUAUACUUUUCCAAUAGCUGUAUUAAAAAAAACAUGCAUUGUACAGAUACUUUCCAUAGCAAAUAAAGUCUGUUUCG